Molecule: messenger RNA, 1271 nt
Organism: Lactuca sativa (garden lettuce)
Lineage: Eukaryota; Viridiplantae; Streptophyta; Magnoliopsida; Asterales; Asteraceae
Biological process (GO): protein folding
Cellular component (GO): plasmodesma
Molecular function (GO): protein-folding chaperone binding
Source: RefSeq, a predicted model, not a curated record
GACAUCGAGAACGCUCUAGAACGCAAUUCUCCUUCUGUUAGAUUAUAAACUUGUGGUAUAAAUAAACAUCGAUCUGUACCAACUAUGAUCACGACAUCAGAAUUUUACGCAUCAAAUUCAGUAAAAUACUUACAAAUUUCAUCAUUUUCAUUGCGACUAGCGGUAAUCGACGAUGAACGGCGGUCCGUUUUUCAGAAACUAUUCCAUUCAAAAACCAUCACGAUCUGUUCCAGUCCAGCAAACACAACACAGAUCAUCGCCGAAGGUGGUUUCUGUGCCAGUUCACUUCAUUUCAUCUGAGCAACCACGAACUACAUUAUCGAUGUUAAAGGAUUCGGCGGCGCUUAAGAUCCAAAAAGUGGUCAGAGGUUUUAUUGUGAGAAAGAGCGUGAAGAAGGUCGGUUCAAUUAGAAACGAGGUUAGUGAAAUCGAACGGAGGAUUAACGAUAUCGAAAUUAUUGAUUUGAUUCGUAGAGAUGCAAAGGAGCGGUUGAGAGUGAACGAAACCCUAAUGUCUUUGCUUUUCAAAUUGGAUUCGAUUCGUGGUGUUGAUUGUGGCGUUAGGCUUUUGAGGAAAGCGGUUACCAGUAAGGCAAUCGCGCUGCAGGAGAAGGUGGACUCGAUUGCGCACGCUGAUCAAGAAAACCUAGAUUCACUUAACUACUCUGGCGAAAUUGAUGUUAACAAUGUCUGUAGAAGUACCUCCGAACAGAUCACAGAAACCUCCGGUGACACUGGCAAUUCGCAAUCCGUAGAAAAUGAUGUCGUAAAGGAGAUGGUUGUCAAUUACAAUCAUGUGGAAAUUGCAGCAGAUUUAACGGAAAUUGAGGAAGAGGAUCAUACAUCCAUUGCAGGUUCAAUGGAAGUAGAGAAAGUCCAUAAGGAAGGCGACGGAGGAAAUGAUGAUAAGGGGAAGAGGGAAGUCGUGGAGAAGUUGAUGGCUGAUAAUGAGAAGAUGAUGAAACUCAUGAUACAGAUUUCCGAGAGGAACGAAAUGCAGACACGGAUGAUCAACUCGUUAAGUCGAAGGGUGGAGCAGUUGGAGGAGGCAUUUAGGACUGAUAAGCUGAGGAGGAAGAAGAAGAAAACACGUGCUGCUUUAAGGAGGCUAGAUAAAGAUAAUUUCUCCAUUUGAGUUGGCUUUACUGUAUACCAGAAUCCAUUAAUGCUUUCUGGACAUGUUAAUGUUUAUGAAGAAUAUGUUUGUUUUGUAAUUUCAUUUUUACAAGUUUUUGGUCUUCAAAUAAAGUUUUUAUUUUAGUUUGAUGGUA